AUCGAAUGACAUUUCUUCUGAAAUUAUUCAUAAAAUUAAGUUUAACUACUACAAGAAUUACAACUAUGGGCUUAAAGGUCGAGUUACCAAUGGCUAUAAACAACAUCAUUAAAAGAGUAGAAUUAUUUUCUAUUGGCAACAUUCAAUCGAUUUGAGACGCCGCUGUCAAACGAAAAACAUUGCGUUUUGCCCGUUGUGGAAAUUUAACCUUUUUACAAACAAUACUGAGACGAAAUCUCUUGGAAAUGAAGAAAACUCACAAUACAAGGCAAAAGACUUUGAAUGAUCCCGUAAUAGUGUCACGUGUAAAAAAUUAUUUGGCCGAAAAUGUGGACAAAACGUUUGUCGAUGUCAGUCAAAUGGCGCGUUCUCUGAAAGAGCGGUACCGCGAGUAUAACAAUAGGAGCGACACUGCCUUCUGUCAGAUGGUCGAAGCUGCGUACAAGGUUGUACUACAGAGUUACGGCCUCGACGGAGCGUCCACAUCAGAUGGGUCGGAGGAAGAGUCAGAUUUAGAAUUGUUAGACGAAAACACCAGUGCGUUAAACGAACGUAUAUUGGCCAUGUACAAAAUGCAAGAUAAAAAACGUCCGGCUGCGAGUCGGCGCCCCACCGACAAGGCAGGCGAGCCUAUCGACAUCUUGAGCAGCGAUGAAGACGGCAGUGCGGCUCCCAAAUUACCGAAAAUUAACGACCAAAUAACUAUCACACCACAUAUCCCAGCCAGAACUAACAGCACGGCGAUUGAGAGUGCACUCAAACAACAAAACCAACCACUUGAUAAAAAACGUAAGCUUGACAGCAAUAAAAGUGGAGCACCAAAGAAAAAACAUGAGACUGGAUCAGCAAAAAUGGUUAAAAUAGGUUUUGAGGAUAUUGGUGGUCUUUCUGACAUCAUUACGCAGAUCUGCGACUUGAUAUUACACAUGAAACACCCUGAAGUAUAUAGUAAAUUGGGAAUUAAAGCACCCAGAGGAGCAUUACUACAUGGCCCUCCGGGGACGGGUAAAACCUUAUUAGCACAUGCAAUAGCAGGUAAACUGCAGUUACCUCUUGUUUCUGUGACUGGAACUGAAUUAGUUGGAGGUGUGUCUGGCGAGUCGGAAGAGAGAAUUAGAGAGUUGUUUGAGAGAGCUCAAGCUGCCGCACCAAGUGUGUUGUUUAUUGAUGAAAUUGAUGCAGUUUGUGGUAACCGAAUACAUGCACAAAAAGACAUGGAAAAACGUAUGGUUGCUCAAUUACUGGCUAGUUUAGAUAGUUUGAGUGAAAAUAACUCUUCAGUUUUAGUUCUUGCAGCUACAAAUAACCCUGAUGCCUUAGAUCCUGCUUUGAGAAGGGCAGGUCGCCUAGAGCAAGAGAUUACUUUAGGUAUCCCUACAUUAAAGGCUAGGAAAGAAAUAAUAAACAUUCUCUGUAAAAACAUAACGUUGAGUGAAGAUGUGGACAUGAACAUUUUAGCUCAAGUCACUCCCGGUUUCGUUGGAGCUGAUUUACAAGCUCUGGUGAACAAAGCUAGCACAUAUGCAGUGAAAAGGAUAUUUAGUGAAAUUCAUGCAGAAGAAUUAAAAGCUAGUAAAGAAGUCAUUAAAGUUGAUUCAAAUAAUGAUGAGAUCGCUAUUGUAUCAAAUGGUGAAAAAGAAAGUGAAGACAAAAAUAAAGAAAAUGAGACAACGGAUGAUGUAGCUAAACCUACAGAGGAGCAGCUACCUAUUGAACCAAUAAGUAAUGAGGCAAACAAGGAUAUUACAGAAGGACAGGAAGAGAAUGUAAGCAGUAACCCUCCAGAAAAACUUAGCAUUGUUGAUGAAGUUUUAGAGCUUCUCAAUGUCAGGCCAUACAGCGUAGACAAAUUAUCAGGCCUUGCCAUUAAACAAGAAGAUUUUUUGAAAGCUUUAAAGACCACAAAACCUUGUGCUGUAAGGGAGGGUAUUGUGACUGUCCCAGAUGUAACAUGGGAUGAUGUGGGGUCGUUAAAGCAAGUCCGCAAGGAUUUACAACUGGCUGUACUUGGUCCAGUUAAAUACCCAGAACUCUUAAACAGCUUAGGACUGUCUGCGGCGAGCGGUGUGCUUCUUUGUGGUCCACCAGGAUGCGGUAAAACUUUGUUGGCAAAAGCAGUGGCCAAUGAAGCUGGCGUUAAUUUUAUCUCAGUUAAGGGUCCUGAGCUGCUCAAUAUGUACGUGGGUGAGAGCGAGCGCGCCGUCAGGACUUGCUUCCGUCGAGCUCGGAACUCGGCACCCUGCGUUAUAUUCUUUGAUGAGUUUGAUGCGCUCUGUCCGCGACGAACGUCACGCGAUCACGACGGUGCGGCUCGCGUCGUCAACCAGCUCCUUACUGAGAUGGACGGCAUCGAAGGGCGCGAGGGCGUGUUCGUACUCGCAGCCUCCAACCGACCGGACAUUAUAGAUCCCGCCGUACUGCGGCCCGGCCGACUCGACCGCGUUAUGUACGUCGGCAUGCCGGCCCGGGACGAUCGAAGCGAUAUCCUCGUCAAGCUCACCAAGGGAGGAUCUCGGCCGCGCCUGGCUGCCGACGUGGACCUGCGCGAGGUGGCAGGGCUCACCGACGGGUACACAGGUGCCGACCUGGGCGGACUGGUGCGGACUGCGGCCACGCUAGCACUGAGCGAGCUCAUCGCCGAGGGUCGCGGGGCGGACGCCGACGUGUCGGUGCGCGCCGAGCACUUUCGUGCGGCCCUAGCGCGCUGCAAACCUUCCGUUUCGGCGAAGGAGCAGCUUCAUUACGAGAAGCUAAGGAUGAAAUACGCAUCUGGAGCGGACGACAGGGACAUGGAGAUGGAGACGGAGCCGCUGGUGGAGGAGUCGAUGGACACCGUGUGAUCCGCAGCAACGCGCCUGAGCCGACAGUGCCAAGUUCCUUUAAUUAACCUAUAUUUGCGUUCGUUCGGAAUGGGUUGAGUGCCCCUUGCAUGGCGAUAAGUAUGUUCAAAUAGUUUUAAGCGUUUGACAAAUACACCAGUAUAUUCAUACCCUAUUUGUAAACUACACAUUUGAAUUACAAUAUCAAAUAUAAAUUAUUUUUACUAUUAUUGUUUUGUUAAUGGUAAUAUAAUACAAAUGACCUCGACUGACCAUUAGAUAUCAUCAUUAUAAGAAACACACAUAUACUAGAUUUUGUAAAAAUUAAAAUACAAUAAAAUAAGUCAUAAUAAAUAAA
Molecule: messenger RNA, 3177 nt
Organism: Bombyx mandarina (wild silkworm)
Lineage: Eukaryota; Metazoa; Arthropoda; Insecta; Lepidoptera; Bombycidae
Gene: smid
Product: nuclear valosin-containing protein-like smid
Biological process (GO): ribosome biogenesis
Cellular component (GO): nucleus
Molecular function (GO): ATP binding; RNA binding; ATP hydrolysis activity
Source: RefSeq, a predicted model, not a curated record